AUGACCAAGGGUCUAGAGAAAGAAAAGCUGAACAUUUUGAAACAGAUUGACCUCUUGAAAGAGACUAUGCGUAACCCUAUCCAGGAAGCCAAUGACUCAAACCAGGUGGGUAAUCAGUGUGAUGACAAUCAGGACAUUGAUGAGGAUGGCAAUGAUGGUGUUUCUGAUGAGAAGGACAAUUGCCGUUUUGUCCCCAACCCUGACCAGAUCAAUGCCAAUGGUGACAGCAGAGGUGACAACUGCAAGGACAACUUUGACAACAACAUCCCAGACAUCUAUGACAUGUGCCCCGCAAACAGCGCCUUCAGUGAGACUAGCCUGGGGAAGCUCCAAAGGGGACGAUGCAGAUCGUUCCUAACUGGGUGGUGCGCAACACGGGCAGGGAGUUAUUUCAGGCCGCCAACUCUGACCCUGGCCUUGCUGUUGGAUUUGAGGAGUUCAACACCAUCAACUUCAGUGGCACCUUCUACAUCAAUACAGACUACAAUCUAUGCUAGCUUUGUCUUUGGCUUCCAGUCCAGCAGCUGCUUCUACGUGGUAAUGUGA
Leucoraja erinaceus (little skate) is the source of this 546-nucleotide messenger RNA. Its product is annotated as thrombospondin-2-like. Gene Ontology annotation, molecular function: calcium ion binding. The record is from RefSeq and is a predicted model, not a curated record. The transcript has a single exon. NCBI's taxonomy places the organism in Eukaryota, Metazoa, Chordata, Chondrichthyes, Rajiformes, Rajidae. Gene Ontology annotation, biological process: negative regulation of angiogenesis; cell adhesion. The coding region runs from base 1 to 546 and encodes 181 amino acids.